Molecule: messenger RNA, 523 nt
Organism: Polypterus senegalus (gray bichir)
Lineage: Eukaryota; Metazoa; Chordata; Cladistia; Polypteriformes; Polypteridae
Product: neurophysin 1-like
Exons: 3
Coding region: 1-384 (127 amino acids)
Cellular component (GO): extracellular region; secretory granule
Molecular function (GO): neurohypophyseal hormone activity
Source: RefSeq, a predicted model, not a curated record
AUGGGUCCAGGAGGCCAGACACUGGAAGUGAUGUCAGAGAUGUGCAUGCCAUGUGGUCCUGACAAUAAGGGACGUUGCUUUGGCCCCAGUAUCUGCUGUUCUGAAGAGCUCGGCUGCUACAUAGGAACCUCUGAGAGUGCACGCUGUCUGGAGGAAAGUUUUUUGUCUUCUCCAUGUGAGGCUAGUGGUCGAGUCUGUGGACUGGAAGAAGAUGGACACUGUGCAGCACCUGGGAUCUGUUGUGAUGAAGAGAGCUGUCACAUGGAUGCCAUAUGCUCACAAGGAGAAAUUUACAGUAGCCACCUGGAUGGAGGAAUGUCUACCCAGGGAGAAUUUGUCCUCAGAUUGCUUCAUCUGGCAGAUCGACAGUCUGAAAGGAAAUAACAUUAGUGAUCACCAAAAUAAUAAUGUAAAAUACUGCUGUUGAUUAAAUAACCCAUUGACGGGUUUAUUUUUUAAUCUAAUUUUUAAUGUUAAUCUGACUUGGAUUAAAAAUAUGUUUGUGGUAUCAAUAAAAUAAACC